Trichomonas vaginalis G3 is the source of this 345-nucleotide messenger RNA. RefSeq lists its product as uncharacterized. The coding region runs from base 1 to 345 and encodes 114 amino acids. The transcript has a single exon. NCBI's taxonomy places the organism in Eukaryota, Parabasalia, Trichomonadida, Trichomonadidae. The record is from RefSeq and is a predicted model, not a curated record.
AUGUCAUCCAAGUCUCCAUACGGUGGCAAGUUUCACUCUAAGGCUCCUUAUCAAUAUGCCCCACAUACUACUGAAUCCGAUUCAGUGAAAGAAGAAAAAAAUAAUGAUAUGCCAAAAACUACUUCAGAGAACUUUGAAAGAGCACUAAAGUUUGUUGAGGCAUCUAAUGUUUUCAACGAAAGCAUCAAAAGUGAUAUUGAUCUCUGCAAAGCAAUUGCGUUUGGUAUGGCAUCUGAUAUUGAUUUUAGUGAAAGAAUUGCUCCAAUAAUUAAUAAUACACUUGUUAAUGUGCUUGUUUCGAAAAGUACCAAAAAUACACGCAAGCAAAUAAAGAAGAAAGAGUGA